GGGGCUGGUGUUUCAUCCAUUUCCCAGGUCCGCUUGCUGACCUGGGGCAGACGGAGGGAGCUGGCAACCGAACCAACCGAAUCAGCUUGUCCCGCCGUGGGCCCACCUGCCUCGCCCCGCCUCGCCCCGCAUCCUGAGUUUUCUUUCGGUUUCUUCAAACAUUCCUGGCUGCCCCCUCGCCUGAGGCUCCGGUUCAGGCGCGGGGGCGCUGGGCGAAGGAGCUCCGCCUCCGGGGGUUUCCCCGCCGCUGCUGGAGGCUGGCACCGCGAGGGCUCGGCAGUACUGACCGCACGGUCCGUUCCCGACGGCGGGAGCGCGGGAAGGAAGGGCGCCGCCGCCUCGCGCCCCCUGCCCAGCCCGGACUCGUCUCCUUCCGAAUCUCAGGCGGGCGGGGGGAAAGGAAGCCACUUUGAGAAAUCAGCGGGACGUCACACUCUGGAGCCUGUGUGGGCGUCAGACUGGUCAAGGCAGCUCCAACCCCCAAACUCUGCCGAGCCCCGAGAUGUGGCCCGGCUGGUUACCCUGUUCCUUGCUUCUACUCCUGCUGGCUCAGCUGACUCAGCCAGGUGAUGGCAAUGAGGGCAGCAUCGCUGGAAGUUGUCACUGUGAUAAAAUAAUUCCUUCUGACUCCCCGCCAUCGGUUCAAUUCAUGGGUCACCUCCGAAUACAUCUGAAAGGCUACCGGCAAUGUCCGAAUUAUGUCAGGUUCCAGCUACGUGUCCGGAGUGUGUGUGGGGGCAGCAAAGACCAUUGGGUUCAAGAAUUGAUGCGCUGCUUUGAUCUCCAAGAAUGUGGACAUGCUUACAAGGGGCCUCUGGGUCACCAGAAGCAUUUAUCUGCCCCCAGAACCCAGCUUCCUGAGCUUUCAAACAUGGGCACCCCUGGCCAAACACUGGUGCCAUCCACUCUGCAAUCUACCCAGCACCCCACCCUUCCACCAAAAUCAUUGUCUUUGGACAAAGAGCUCCUCCAUCCCAAUGAAACCACCACUCCCACCAUGGGCCACAGACUUGGAGCUGGGCACGAGACUGGGGAGAACCAGAAGCAGCUAGAAGAAAGUGCUGGUCCAAAAGCUGGCAUAUCAUCCAUAGUGCCAAUUCUGUCCCUCCUGGUUGUGAUCUUCCUCCUCACUGGAAUCCUUGUGUAUGUGGUGUGCAACAGGAGGAGGGAGCAGUCACUGCAGUCCUCUCCAGAUUUGCAUCUUCAUUAUAGCCCUGUGACACUAGACUCCAACACCUGAGCCAAGAAGAAAAGCUUAUGAGGGUAGACUGUGAUUUAUUUUUACAAAAAUGCUUUGUUAUUAAUGAAAGCGGGCAAUCUCUAUCACACAGAAGGCACUCAAUACUUGUGUUCUAUUAGAGCCCUCCUUUUAAAAAAGCCAUAUACAGAAUCUGCCUUCUGUACUAGAUGACAGCUUGAACAAAUUCCAUGUGUUUCUAGGCUACUAAAAAUUAUUUUUUUAAUUAUUGACUCUUCUUUCUGGAGACACAAACCUCAGGCUAUUGCCCUCUUGACAUGAUUGCUGGUUUCAGUUUUGCUAAUGGUUCCCCCUUGUCCUAAGUCUCUCUUCACACUACCAGUUGUUCCUCCCAAACCUUAGUCCUCUCCCGCUUCCUCUCUGAAUCCCACAACGAAGGCCUGGGCUUUUCCAGCCCCCCUCCUUAGCAGCUGCUGUUUUUACUUCCUUAAUCACUUGCAUCAGUCAUACAUAUUGCAAAUGAGGAUCUGUUCUUGUUUUGAUUGCUAUUGUUUUUAUUAUUAAAACCCUUAGUUCUUG
This is a messenger RNA of Nycticebus coucang (slow loris), 1777 nucleotides long. Its product is annotated as C-X-C motif chemokine 16-like. Gene Ontology annotation, biological process: positive regulation of cell growth; receptor-mediated endocytosis; positive regulation of cell migration. Lineage: Eukaryota; Metazoa; Chordata; Mammalia; Primates; Lorisidae. The record is from RefSeq and is a predicted model, not a curated record. The transcript is spliced from 5 exons. Gene Ontology annotation, molecular function: scavenger receptor activity; chemokine activity; low-density lipoprotein particle receptor activity. The coding region runs from base 503 to 1240 and encodes 245 amino acids.